CGGCGGCAGCUAGUCAGGCCUGGGCGCCAACAGCGCCUCCGCCCGGAAAUCGGUUGUCGCCAUUUUGGCAGUGGAGGGGCGAAGGCCUGGGCACUGCGGAGCUUGACUGGGAUCCUUUGCACAGGGGAAGCGUCCGCCUUCGCCAGAGAUGGCUCGUGUGCUCUGUAACCGAGCCAGAUUGGUUUCCUAUCUCCCAGGAUUUUGUUCGUUAGUGAAAAGAGUUAUCAAUCCAAAAGCCUUUUCAACUGCAGGAUCCUCAGGUUCUGAUGAGUCGCAUGUGGCCACUGCUCCUCCAGAUAUAUGCUCUCGAACAGUGUGGCCUGAUGAAACUAUGGGACCAUUUGGGCCUCAGGAUCAAAGAUUCCAGCUUCCCGGGAAUAUAGGCUUCGAUUGUCACCUCAAUGGGACUGCCUCACAGAAGAAAAGCCAUGCCCAUAAAACUUUGCCUGAUGUUCUAGCAGAGCCUCUUUCAACUGAAAGGCACGAGUUUGUGAUGGCGCAGUAUGUGAAUGAGUUUCAGGGCAGUGAUGCACCUGUUGAACAAGAAAUUAACAGUGCAGAAGCUUACUUUGAAAGUGCGAGAGUUGAGUGUGCAAUUCAGACAUGCCCAGAACUGCUGCGAAGAGAUUUUGAGUCACUUUUUCCAGAAGUGGCUAAUAGCAAACUAAUGAUCCUGACUGUAACACAGAAAACUGAAAAUGAUAUGACUGUUUGGAGUGAAGAGGUAGAACUUGAGAGAGAGAUGCUCUUGGAAAAGUUCAUUAAUGGUGCUAAGGAAAUUUGCUAUGCUCUUCGGGCUGAAGGAUACUGGGCUGAUUUCAUUGAUCCAUCAUCUGGUUUGGCAUUUUUUGGACCAUAUACAAACAACACACUGUUUGAAACAGAUGAACGCUACCGGCAUUUAGGAUUCUCUGUUGAUGACCUUGGCUGCUGUAAAGUGAUCCGUCAUAGUCUCUGGGGUACUCAUGUGGUUGUAGGAAGCAUCUUCACUAAUGCAGCAGCAGACAGCCAUAUCAUGAGGAAGCUCAGUGGAAACUAGCAUUGCCCUGUGAUGGUUGCGGCACUGCCUGUCUGUAACGGACUGCUCUGUAUACAUACAGCUGUGGACUGCAGCUUCUAGAGGCUUCUUGUUUCUAGGUAUUUAUUUCAUCAUUUGUGGUUUACAUCAACAGGUGACUUGGGAUUUCAAAUUGCAAAUACUAAUUCAUAUUCUGGAGUACAUGUUGAACACACAUUCUACAGAAUGAGGUCAUCAACAUGUACCAGGGUAUUUAUGGUCUCUUAUUGUUAAUUCUCCCCUUUAUUGGGAAAACUUUGUUUUUUUCCAAAAAUAAAUGAUACAUUUGGUUAUGA
Meriones unguiculatus (Mongolian gerbil) is the source of this 1353-nucleotide messenger RNA. It is a transcript of the gene Mmadhc, whose product is annotated as metabolism of cobalamin associated D. Gene Ontology annotation, cellular component: mitochondrion. Gene Ontology annotation, biological process: cobalamin metabolic process. The transcript has 8 exons. Bases 149 to 1039 code for a protein of 296 amino acids. The record is from RefSeq and is a predicted model, not a curated record. Lineage: Eukaryota; Metazoa; Chordata; Mammalia; Rodentia; Muridae.